GAGAUUACAGAAUUCCAGCAGAGCAGAGUCAAAAACAAAAAUGAUGAAAAUGGUUGAAUGGGCCCAGGGAAGUAGGUGCAGAAACAAUGGACAUUAAGGGGAAGCUGGGUAAAGGUACUGAAAGGAAAUUUAGGGAAGUUAGGGAGAAUUAAGGGGACGAAACUUUGGAAACACCCGUCUGUGUUCACCCCUUUUAAAACUCUGGAGUUGACAGUGAUUGCAUGAGACGGACUGAUUCCAGGGAGUUCCCAUUGAUUUGAGAGAUGGCUGAAGCAAUGGAAAAUUUGGAAGAGUGUGAAGGAGAGAAAAUUCCAGAGACUUCACAUUCCAAGAGCCAGGCAGUAAAGGAAGCUAUUUUAGCCAAUCACAAUUUUUCACAGAAUGAAUCGGGUGUUGAUACUAGCAUCUGUGAUGGCUUACUACAGACAGAGGUCUUUGACCCAGAUCACACAGCUAACAACUCCAAUGAUUUAAUCAUGAGUAUACCCAAGUUUGAUGACAGUGGCAUUGACUUUGAGAAGUCACCUGUGUCAAACAGUGGCAAGGACAGUGGUCUUGGACCAGAAUGCUCACCAAGUUUGAAGGACUGUUCGAUGUCUGAACUCGAUCUCAGCGAGUCAGUUUCGGAAUGUGUUACAGACAGUGGCUGCACUUCAAGGACUAACUCAGAAUGCAACUCACAUGCUAAUAGUGAAAAGAGAAAAACUGGAAAGCAAAAUAACAUUAAAUUAGAUCAUAAAGCAGACAAUUCAGUGAAAAGAAAUUCAGCCAGUGCAGCUGAGAAUAAUAUUAACAAACAGCCAAUCCCAGGAGAAGAAACCGAUGAUGUUGCAAGUGAACCAGGGAGCUCCCAGGUAAAUGAUGAUCAUGUUCACAUGGAAACCAAAAAUUCUGACGAUGACUCAGACAUUGUAUCAUUUAGGAAACGCCCAGCAAAAAAACGCAAAUAUCGAUUCCAGCGGAUCUCUGACAGCGAUGACGAUGACGUGAACCAGAAUGAGGGUGAGAACACAGAAGAUCAAGAAGAAAUGGCUGACAUUGAAACAGAAAGUGACAUUGAUUCUGAUGAAUUUUCAGAUGAAGAGAUCAAUGAUAAUUUAGAAUCUGUGAAAUCAAAAUCAGAUGACCAGAAAUCUAAUUCUGAAGAGGAGGAAGAGGAAGACAAAGCAACACCAAAGCAUACAUGGUUUGCAUUAAAAGAUCUCAGCAGCCGACAGAUGGGGUUCUCAAACAAAACUCCACCCUCAGUUUUUAGAGAGAAAGUGCAAAGUAGCUUACAAAUGGUGCAGAGACUGAAACUUCAGUAUAAGAUGGAGUACCAUGAUGGAUGUGUGAAUGCUCUUAGCUUCAACAGAAUAGGGACGCUGUUAGCCAGUGGCUCUGAUGACCUGAAUGUGAUUCUGUGGAACUGGAUAAAAAAGAGGCCUUCUCUUGUGUAUGACAGUGGCCACCGAGGGAAUGUUUUCCAGGCAAAGUUUAUGCCAUUUAGUGGUGAUUGUCAUGUGGUCAGCUGUGCUAGGGAUGGUCAAGUGAGACUCGCCGAGUUGUCACUGACCGGGGUAUGUAAGGGGACCAAGAAGUUAGCACAGCAUAAAGGCGCUGCACACAAGCUGGCCUUGGAGUUAGACUCGCCCCACGUGUUUCUGAGCUGUGGAGAGGAUGCUGUAGUCUAUUCAAUUGAUUUACGUGAGGAUAAACCUAACAAAUUGUGUCAGACUAAAUGUGAGAAUCGCCGAGUUCCUUUGUACAGUAUACACUCGAACCCCGUCAACUCGUUUGAGUUUUGUGUGGGUGGCAGAGAUCGUUAUAUCAGGAUUUAUGACAAAAGGAAAAUUUCAGAUAGUGAAGAUGGCAUUGUCAAGAAGUUUUGCCCUCAUCAUUUGAUUGACAGCAAGUCGAAAGCUGACAUUACAUGUGCAGUGUAUAAUUACAAUGGAAGAGAGGUGAUGGGUUCCUACAAUGAUGAUGACAUUUAUCUGUUUGACAAUACACAUUCCGACGGAGCAGACUUCACUCGCAGAUAUCGAGGUCACAGAAACAGUGCUACAGUUAAGGGUGUGAACUUUUAUGGCCCCCGCAGUGAAUUUGUUGUCAGUGGAAGUGACUGUGGUCAUGUUUUCCUGUGGGACAAAGAAACCGAGAAUGUGGUGCAGUUCAUGGAAGGGGAUGAUUGUGGAGUGAUCAAUGUGUUGGAGCCCCAUCCUUUUGCCCCCAUUAUGGCUACAAGUGGACUGGAUCACGAUGUGAAGAUUUGGGCCCCUACUGCAGACGACCCUACUGUGUUACCUAAUCUCAAAAAGACAACCAAAAAGAACAGGAAGGAGAGAGAUGAGGAGAACUCGAGUGAUCCGUCUGCUUUACACGACAUGUUGGACGGUCCGAUGAUGUAUUAUAUCAUGCGUCAGAUCAGUCGAGCUCGGAGAAGGGUAACAGUGUUAACACUAACAGGGCCUGCAUUAUAUCAUUGCUCAUAUAUUGAUAUUUUAAACUUUAAUCCUGGUUCUAGCCUCCCCCUUAUCUUAUUGUUAGAAUGAAAAAGAAGGAAAUUUGUUGGCCAUGUGUACAAAACAUGUUCUAUAAUGAUCUCAUUCGGAUGUUCUUGGUUAUAUAAUGAUCCAGAUGAAUUUGAUUUUGGUCAUAGAAUGAACUAGGUGAAUGUUUUAUUGUUGCAGAAUGAUCCAGAUGGUGACGAUUCUAGUUCCAACAGUUCCGAUUCCGACUCUGAAGAUUCGGAAUUUGGCCCCGUGGACAGGCUUCAGUGUGCACAGCAGUAAGUCAGCCAUGUGUGACCAGAUCAAUCCAAAAUCAAUAGACUGUGCCAGACUAAUCAAAAGCUUAUGCAGAAUUUCUGGGAAAUUGCAUUCUUUGUCGAGGACAUCAUUUUUCACGCUUCAAUAUAAUCACUCUAGAAACUUCAUCGAUUUACACAGCAUAAUGCAUGACCACACAUUUGUGGAUAGUUAUUGUUUACAUCAGAUAGAGAAUGUUUCUGGCUUUUGUUUAUUUAUUCAUAUACUUAUACAUAAACACAUUUCUUUUUAUUUUGAUUUAAAAAGUAUUAUAUAUCCUACAUCAUGAACUGACCCAAUGUUUAACAACUGGAGUGAACUUCAAUGUUUAUGGAAUUAUUGAUGGUGAAUACCAUUUUGUUUGUGUUCUCAAUAAAAUAUGAUUUAUUC
This is a messenger RNA of Ostrea edulis (European flat oyster), 3179 nucleotides long. Its product is annotated as DDB1- and CUL4-associated factor 8-like. Lineage: Eukaryota; Metazoa; Mollusca; Bivalvia; Ostreida; Ostreidae. Gene Ontology annotation, cellular component: Cul4-RING E3 ubiquitin ligase complex; cytoplasm. Gene Ontology annotation, molecular function: protein binding. Bases 264 to 2534 code for a protein of 756 amino acids. The transcript has 14 exons. The record is from RefSeq and is a predicted model, not a curated record.